This is a messenger RNA of Cladophialophora psammophila CBS 110553, 1068 nucleotides long. RefSeq names its product 3'(2'),5'-bisphosphate nucleotidase. The transcript has a single exon. Gene Ontology annotation, molecular function: 3'(2'),5'-bisphosphate nucleotidase activity. Lineage: Eukaryota; Fungi; Ascomycota; Eurotiomycetes; Chaetothyriales; Herpotrichiellaceae. Bases 1 to 1068 code for a protein of 355 amino acids. Gene Ontology annotation, biological process: sulfate assimilation; phosphatidylinositol phosphate biosynthetic process. The record is from RefSeq and is a predicted model, not a curated record.
AUGUCAUCCCAAUACGCCCAUGAGCACCAGAUCGCGCUCCUGGCUGUUCAAAGAGCUACCGUAUUGACACAGGAAGUCUACAAUUCAACCUUCAAAGGCACAGUCUCGAAAUCUGACGCAUCGCCCGUCACCAUCGCCGACUUCGGUGCACAGGCUCUUAUUACCAGUGCAAUACUACACAACUUUCCUCAAGACACGAUCGUCGCCGAAGAAGAAGCAUCAAAGCUACGUGAACACGAGUCUCUGAGAAAUCAACUCUGGCACUGUGUUCAGAAUGUUCGGCUCGACGACGAGAUAGCCGAAGAGACACUAGGUGGGCCCGUAGCGACUAUAGAGAUACUGCUUGAUGCAAUUGAUCGGGGAAAAGGCCAAGGCGGGAAUACUGGCCGUGUAUGGGCGAUUGAUCCGGUUGAUGGGACAAAGGGGCUUUUACGUGGCGGGCAGUAUGCUAUUGCGUUGGCAUUGAUCGUUGAUGGGGAUGUGCAGGUUGGCGUGCUUGGAUGCCCGAAUCUGCCAGUCGAUGAUUCAGUCAGAUUGGAUGCCAAAAUCGGAUUUAAUCAGUCUGGUGGUGUAGGGAGUGGAGUGCUCAUUAGCGCCGAGAAGGGGCAGGGCGCCUCUAGUAGGCGGUUGACGAAGGGGAGACUGGCACCGGCGCAUCAGGUCGGCAUGAGGCCAGUACGAUAUGUUUCCAACGCUAUCCUUUGCGAAGCAGUGGAGCCGACCUUCUCGAAUCAUGCUCAACAAAAUGCCGUCGCUCGUGCCUUGGAAAUUACGAAAGUGGUUCGUCUGGAUUCUCAGGCGAAAUACGCAUCGUUAGCCCGCGGUGCUGCUGAUAUUUUACUCCGCCUCCCGGUGAGGAAAGACUAUGAAGAGAAUAUCUGGGAUCAUGCGGCUGGCGAUUUGAUUGUGAGGGAAGCCGGUGGCAUCAUCACUGACGUAUUCGGUAAACCGCUGAACUUUGGCGUCGGCAGAAAGCUUAAGGAGAAUUCCGGAUUUGUAUGCGCACCACAGGGUAUUCACGCAAAGGUCCUGGCCGCUGUUCAAGAUGUGCUGGCAAUCAGACCAUAG